AUGGAUAACGCAGAGGAGAUACAUUCAGAUAUGUUUGCUUUGCUGAAUUUCGCCUUUGAUAAAGGGGUGAAAGUAAAAGGUGCAGCUGAAGUUGGAAAAAGAGCAGUUGAGUAUUUUAGAGGAGAUGAUUUUGCAGCUUUUUUAAGUAGCAAUCAAGAUGUUUUAAAGAAAAAAUUUCCAAAAUUAAUAGGAAACCGAAAUUUAUCGGAAAAUAAAGAAAUAGAAGAAUUUGCUGAGUUGUUUAUACAAAGAGGGUUUAUAUAUAAAGCUCAAUAUAAACCAUUUAAAGGGGUACAUGAAAUGGAUGAAAAUGGAGUAUAUAAAAGACCCAAAUGGCCAAAGAGGUUAAUUAUGACUUCAAAUCAAAAUUUUGAUAAAGCAGGUUUUUAUAUUUUAGUUUACGAAAGAAAUAAGAAAUUACAAUAUUUUAUGUUAAUAACACUAAUCUCAAUAGUUUUAAUAUGUUGUAUGUUUCCUGCUUGGCCAUUGAAGUUGAAAUUGGCAUUGUGGCAUUUAUCAGUUGGAUUUAUGACAUUUUUAUCAGCAAUAAUAGUUGGAAGACUAGUCGCUUUUGUUUAUUUUUGGUUUUUUGGUGUUGAUUAUUGGAUAUUUCCAAAUUUAUUUGAUGAAGAAUGCAGUAUUGUUGAAUCCUUUAUUCCAUUUCAUUCAUGGGAACGUAGAAAUGAUACCUGGUUUUUAGUAUUUGCUAGAAUGGUUACCGCUGUUUUAUUAGCUAUAGGUAUACAUCAGUUAGGAAAAACUCAUUCAAUUUCUGAUAUUCAAAAUUUUGCAAAGCAAUCUUUUAUUGAUAUAAUAGAAUGGGGUAAUAAAAAAUUAGCUGAUGGCCCCGAAAAUAAUUUUACGUAUAAAUCUAUCGAUUCAAAAGCCACAUUUGAGGGUCAAGAAGAUGUCGAAGAUCCAGAAGAUCAAAUCAUUUAUGAUGAAAAUGAGGAAAAUUAUGACUGUUUGAAAAAAUGUGGAUUUCCACCUUUUGAAGAAUUAGUUAGAAGAUGCUUCUUAAAAUGUGAUUGCAUGGAGAAAAUUAUCAAAUCACAUUGCUACACGAAAAAAUGCUCCAAGGCAACAAAGGAAGUUUUAGAUGAGGCCCACAAGGAGGCAUGUUUCAAAAAGAUUAAAAAAUAA
Plasmodium vinckei vinckei is the source of this 1143-nucleotide messenger RNA. RefSeq names its product translocation protein sec62, putative. Bases 1 to 1143 code for a protein of 380 amino acids. The transcript has 3 exons. Gene Ontology annotation, cellular component: endoplasmic reticulum; endoplasmic reticulum membrane. The record is from RefSeq and is a predicted model, not a curated record. Gene Ontology annotation, biological process: post-translational protein targeting to membrane, translocation. Lineage: Eukaryota; Apicomplexa; Aconoidasida; Haemosporida; Plasmodiidae.